This is a messenger RNA of Rhinichthys klamathensis goyatoka, 1264 nucleotides long. It is a transcript of the gene nabp2, whose product is annotated as nucleic acid binding protein 2. Gene Ontology annotation, cellular component: SOSS complex. Gene Ontology annotation, biological process: double-strand break repair via homologous recombination; mitotic cell cycle checkpoint signaling; response to ionizing radiation. Gene Ontology annotation, molecular function: DNA binding. Lineage: Eukaryota; Metazoa; Chordata; Actinopteri; Cypriniformes; Leuciscidae. The transcript has 7 exons. The record is from RefSeq and is a predicted model, not a curated record. Bases 244 to 834 code for a protein of 196 amino acids.
AUAAAAAAUACGUCAACCACUGUAAACGGUAGUUGACUGUCCAGAUAAACUGUGAUGAUUGACAGCUGUCAGAACAUUCAGUGUUUUAAUUCCUAUUACGAGCAGCGAGUCUAUUCCGGAUUGUUCACACAAAGCGUAGCAGAUGACGAGAAACAGUAGGCUAACGUUACCUUUAAAACAGUCCGUGCAACCGUAGCUCAAUGCUAACCAGUUUUGCAGGAUUUGGGCAGAAGCAGACUGAUCAUGAGCACAGAGACUCAUGUGAAGGACAUUAAACCUGGACUCAAGAAUCUCAAUGUCAUCUUCAUCGUGCUGGAAACAGGACGAGUGACGAAGACCAAAGACGGUCAUGAGGUGCGCACGUGUAAAGUGGCCGACAAGACGGGCAGCAUCAGCAUAUCGGUUUGGGAUGAAGUCGGUGGACUCAUUCAGGCUGGUGACAUCAUCAGACUUACCAAAGGUUACGCCUCAGUUUUUAAAGGCUGUUUGACACUGUACACUGGAAGAGGAGGUGAACUACAGAAGAUUGGAGAAUUCUGCAUGGUGUAUUCUGAGGUGCCAAACUUUAGUGAGCCAAAUCCAGAAUAUCUGUCCCAGAUUAAUAAAACGGGACUGAAUGACCAGAGCAACCUGAACAGCAGCACUGGAGCCAAUGCAGGUAAUGACACUCCCAAUGGAAACGGGGUGAAUUCUCAAAGCUCUGGAAACUCCACUAACCCACAGCCGGCUGGACGAGCGAGUGGUGGAAACGGGAACCGGUCGACACCGAGUCCUGGUGUGGGGGGAACUUCUGUAAGCAACGGCAAGGAGACGCGGCGAACAGUCAAAAGAUGAUUUAGUUUAGUAAUGGAGCAACAUAAUCAUUUCAAAAUGGUUUUGGCGAGCAGCUAUUUGUCAUGUCUCAUCUGACGACAUGUGUUGAUAAACUUUGAACUUCAUGCUUUCAUGUAUGUUGGUUUAACUCCAGUCUUUUAAUCUCACAUAUUUUAUGAUGUAUUUCUCAAUUAGUGAACAAGUUUCUCAAAUUGUUUCACCGUCUCAGAAUGGACACACUAAACUAUUAUAGUUUUUAGCCCAACUUCCGAUUGUUCGUCAACUUUUGAUUAUCAGUUUCGACAUUAAUCUUAUUCAGAAAUUUUUAAAAUGGCAAUUUUGUCAGCUAAAAUAUGCCAAAAACAAGCAUCAAUAAGCAGGUUCCUAGCGGAUGGAAAAUGUGGAUAAAGUGAGGACAAUUGUCAAGAUUUGUAAGUUAUUGUGCCCUCUA